Messenger RNA from Saccharomycopsis crataegensis, 2340 nucleotides. It is a transcript of the gene RAD24, whose product is annotated as Rad24p. NCBI's taxonomy places the organism in Eukaryota, Fungi, Ascomycota, Saccharomycetes, Ascoideales, Saccharomycopsidaceae. Gene Ontology annotation, biological process: DNA repair; mitotic DNA replication checkpoint signaling; DNA damage checkpoint signaling. Bases 1 to 2340 code for a protein of 779 amino acids. Gene Ontology annotation, molecular function: DNA clamp loader activity; chromatin binding. The record is from RefSeq and is a predicted model, not a curated record. The transcript has a single exon.
AUGAAAUAUAUCUCGCUUGACCUGGAUGAAGGAGACUCUAUCAUUGAUGAUUCCCUCAUUGAAGAAACUGGCAGUGUUCCCCCAGUAAACCAUCCCAAAAAACAUUCCAAGACUAUCAAAAGAACCAGAUCCAUCAACCUUUCGGAAUUGGCCAGUCAUAUUGGCACCACUGAAAAAAAACCUCGCCAUGAAAAGAUCCUUUCUCUGUCAUCUAAGUUAUCAGCCAAUUUAUCAAUUAAAUCUGUAUCACCAUCACCAUCAUCAUCAUCAUCAUCACCACCAUCAUCAUCAUCAUCAUCAUCACCAUCAUCAUCAUGGGUAGAUAAAUACUCCCCCACCUCUAUCAAUGACAUCGCAGUUCAUCCCCGGAAAAUCAAAGAGGUCAGAACUAAAUUAACUUCCAUGCUCUAUCAUGACUAUCCACCUCGACUUUUGAUCCUCACUGGUCCUUCGGGAUCUGGCAAAAGUACCAUGGUCAAACUUCUAUCCCAGGAACUUCUUAGUAAACCGGUCCUCGAAUGGAUAAACCCUUCGACCAUUAAGAAUACCUCCCAUGUUGAUGCAUUUAGUGAAUUCCUUAAGGCUGCAAAAUACUGUCAAGGUCAAAACCUCCUGAUCAUCCUUGUUGAAGAUCUUCCAUUCAUAUUCCACGAACCAACAAAAGACGCAUUCCAAGCAGCAGUCUAUCAAUGGCUUCAUUACGAUCCUUUAACAACCCUCCCUCCACUAGUGAUAUGUUUAACAGAAGAGAAUUUCGAAAAUGAUAAAAAUAAUAAUAAUUUUGCCUCCUGGGACAUCACCAAUAAUUUCUCGGUCGAUACAGUGUUUGGCCAUAAAGUGCUCCAAAGUCAUGGUAAAUACCAGCAGAUAAAAUUCAACCCCGUCAACGCCACUUUGAUGACCAAGACCCUAAAGCGAAUCGUUAAUGAUAAUUCCCAACUAUUCAAUCAUCAUCAAUUGAAAUCAUACCUACCCAAGCUCGUGGCCAGCGGCGAUAUCCGCUCAGCAAUCUUGUCAUUACAAUGCUGGGGAAGUUGGAGAUCCAAAGCCCACCAGCUCCCUGGGGUUACUGAUUCGAUGUAUUUGGUAUUUGGUAAAGAUGUUCUGUUUGAUCUUUUCCAUAUUAUCGGGAAAAUCAUUUAUGGGUCUCAAAAAGUCCAACCAGCUGAUCUUUUAAGGUACCUGGAGGAAAUUCCUGGCAACCGGCAACUGCCACCUGAUAAAAAAAACUGUUUUAAUGGAUUGUAUUUGAAGAAAAGUUCAUCUGAUAACUCAUUAUCUUUGAAAAGUUCCCCUACUGAUCAACCUUACAACAUCAAACUCGCCACUAAUUACGUGUUAUGCAAUACCAUUCUCGCCAGUAACACAUUGGAUCUUCGACUCUUGAGCUUAUUGAUUCUUGAGAAUUAUGCUAUUUACAAUUGUAGUCAUUACAAGCUCUCCAAGGCGUCCAAGAUUUUAAAAAUUCUUUCAUUAGUCGAUACUUUUCCCAAAUGGCAAGUGGAUCUUGAAGUGGCCACUGAUUUGGUGGUACGGGGUACUAGAAUAUCCCUUGAGCAAGAUAUUUCAAAGAACCAAGUGAUGUAUCUUGACAAUCUUGGGAAAUGGUCAUUGAUAAAUGGUGAGAAAUUGUUAAAAAAUGAGGAAUCAUUAAGAAAUGAUGAUAAAAAAUUCCCUCUCAAAAGUCAGGGCCAAUUUGUAAAUCCCCACCAGAAAUCUUCCACCAGUAACCAUCGAAGUUCCAACCAUCAUGAUAAACUCGGGUUCCCUAGAGAUUUCAAAUUGAUGAAAAAAUCCCGACACACCAAAGACGCGGUGAAUUUCCACCGGUAUCAAAAAUCCCAGACCUCCUCCUCCACCAUUGGAAUCUUGAGCUUCAAUGAUACCAAUCUCUACCAUGGGUAUUAUGAGGCCGUGAUCAACCAGCAAAAGCAAUUUAAGGGGAAAAGUUAUGGGUAUAUUGCCCAACAAUUCAAGGACAAGAAUUAUGCUGGACACCCACCAUCAAGAUUACAAAACAAGAUUGAUGAAUUGUCCCAAUGGUCAACCCAGAAAAACCUUUUAAUAAAACGUCUUGGAGGGGAAAUCAACAGUAAUGGUGGUGAUCAAGCUGGUGGGACAGUACUGACAAUGAUGGGGGACCUAGGAAGAAAUAAUAUUGCAGAGUAUUAUAAGAAUUAUGAGAUUUAUCAAGGAAAUUUUGGGGAAGAAAACGACUAUAGUGAGGGAGAAUUAGAAGAUGAUCCGAUUGAUGAUGAUGGCGAUGAUGAUAAUGUUGGUGGGGGUGAUAAUUGGAGCGACGGGGAGAUGAUGAGUGACUCUGAUUUGGACAAUUUUUAG